AUGGCCGAACCUCGUACGGCAGACGCCGUGGCGGGUACCACCGCUAUGGUUGAGACGGCCAUACGCCCAAGAAAGGUCCCGAGUACCAUGGAUGAAUAUAUCAAAGCGGUUCAGCGACGACGUGCAGAAUUCCAUCCAAGUGACGAAGCACGUACGACGCAGCGUGGUUAUGUCGUGGAUCCAGUCGGUGCCGCGCCGCAUGGUGCGCCUAUCCAUGCGAUGACCAUGAGUCUCGAUGCGAGUAUCCUAUUGACAGGUGGGGCUGAUGGCUAUGUACGAUGGUAUGACCUGUUUGCCAGUUUGAAUGGCAAGAAUAUGCUAACACAAAACCUGCGCAACACGUUUGUGGAAGGCGUGUCCAAAGGUGGUGUGCUAACAACCUGGUGGGGCCAUUCACACUGGGAAACGGACGAGGACAUGCAGCAGGCACGCGAUGUGCCCUACAGCCCUGUGCACAGCCUGGCGUGCCAACGCGAUGCCCUUUGGGGCGUUAGCGGCGGCGAGGCAGGCCACAUCAAUUUAUGGGGCCUGCGGCAUGGGCCUGGGUCGACCCGCCAUGUAUUUCGGCAGCACAAAGGCCCCGUAUCGGCCCUAGCACUCGAUCCUACAGAGACCUGCCUCCUAAGCGGAGGUUGGGAUCGAGGUGUGCACCAAUGGGAUUUGCAGACUGGCAAGAUUGUCCGAUCCUAUGAGGGUCAUUCUGGUCAGAUCUCCGAUGUGGUGUUUCGUCCUACAGGCACGCCCUACCCCUCGUCAUGGGCCUCGUCGCCAGAAGAAGCGAACGACGAGUUGGAUGUGGACAUGUCGCUCAUCAAAGAUUCGUCGCCGCAGGCGGACGACGAGCUGGAGAAAGAGCUUAAGCGCACCCUAGCCGAGGAAACAAGCUCAGACAAGUCUGACGAGCAGGACCCUGCGUUGGCCUCCGAUCGCGAUGCAGACGGCGAGGCAGAAGGCGAAGCAGACAACGACUCGCUCUUUGGUGAUGAAGAAGACAAAGACGGGGUGGAAGACAAGAUGCAUGUGGAUGAAGAGGAGGAGGAUGGCGAUGCGGAUGGCGAUACCGACAUGGACGAGCCACUGGCCAAAGAGACCAAGGCAGAGACAUCUGCCGAUGCCAAGCUUACGUUGCCCACCAAGCCCACGAGCACUGGGAUUUCUUUGGUAUUGCCUGGACAGCGUGCUGAUGACGCGCCGAAGGCCCCUACCGCCUCAAACCCCACGCCGGCGCUCAAAGAAACUGUGACCAAGUCGCUGCCGAAACCUCUUUUUGGCUCGAUGAAUGUCUCCUGGCAGUACGAUGCGGAUGUAUCGACAUUCAGCAGUGAUGUGAUGCUGACAAGCACUCUCUCCGGCCAAGUACUGCUCUGGGAUCGCCGUGUAGAUACCAAAAACAAGCAUGGCGUCCGAGCGUUGGCCCUUCCCCAAGGCACGCCGCCAUGGUGUGCCGGUGUGUGCUGGAACCACGCUGGUGAUAAGAUUUAUGUCGGGCGACGCAACGAGACGGUAGAAGAAUGGGAUGUGCGGAUGCUCCCCGAUGCUAGUCGUCCAGAUACGGUGGAUCGAUCCCAGUUUGGACGUGCGCCGAAACACGUGAAUACGCUGCAUCUCCCACGCGGUAGUGGGCCCGUGAGCAGCGUAGCCAUGAUGCCGAACAACCGGCACAUUGUUUGCGGCUCCUUUGACAAUGUCCGUUUGUGGGAUAUGCAAGCUUCUGCCGACGUGGAUGUGCCGUUCAAAAUCGUCGCAGGGCAUCAUGGUGGCACGAUCUCGCAAAUCUUAAUCGACCCCUGUGCACGCUUCCUCCUUACAAGCUCUGGCGAUCGUGGUUGGUUUUCGUCCAGCACGGAGACGCUACUGCUGCAUGAGAUUAUGACAUUGUAG
Malassezia pachydermatis is the source of this 1881-nucleotide messenger RNA. RefSeq names its product wd40 repeat-like protein. Gene Ontology annotation, molecular function: protein binding. The coding region runs from base 1 to 1881 and encodes 626 amino acids. Lineage: Eukaryota; Fungi; Basidiomycota; Malasseziomycetes; Malasseziales; Malasseziaceae. The record is from RefSeq and is a predicted model, not a curated record. The transcript has 4 exons.